Messenger RNA from Cylindrotheca closterium, 235 nucleotides. NCBI's taxonomy places the organism in Eukaryota, Bacillariophyta, Bacillariophyceae, Bacillariales, Bacillariaceae. The record is from the annotation of a GenBank genome assembly.
AUGAAAGCAACAAUCAACUCCAGGGCAACUCUUGAUAGAACGGCCUAUUCUCUCAGCAAGUGCUUUGAUUUUGCACCUUUGAUAAUUAUCUUUACAGUAGGUAAGUCAGCUCCGUUUCGGAAUCAACUACUUUUGCAGGUAGACUACAGUUGCCUGCUCAGGAUACGUCGCAAUCUAACGCCGAUUAGACGGUUCGACGCGCAUUCUUUCGAGGAUUUUAGCCCUAUGCUCGAAA